This is a messenger RNA of Penicillium subrubescens, 1101 nucleotides long. Its product is annotated as alkene reductase. Bases 1 to 1101 code for a protein of 366 amino acids. Lineage: Eukaryota; Fungi; Ascomycota; Eurotiomycetes; Eurotiales; Aspergillaceae. The transcript has a single exon. Gene Ontology annotation, molecular function: NADPH dehydrogenase activity; FMN binding. The record is from RefSeq and is a predicted model, not a curated record.
AUGUCGAAGCUUUUCAACCCGCUUCGGAUCGGUAGCAAAAUGCUCAACCAAAGGAUUGCUAUGGCACCUAUGACUCGACUUCGUGCCGACCAGUCGCAUCUUCCCCUGCCCUCCGUGAAAGAAUACUACGAGCAGCGUUCUAGUGUUCCCGGGUCCCUCAUUGUCACCGAAGCCACCAUAAUCAGUCCUCGACAUGGAGGUUAUGCCAACGUUCCUGGCAUCUAUAAUGAUCAGCAAGUCGCUGCAUGGAGAGCAGUUACAGAUGCUGUCCACGAGAAGGGGUCCCAUAUAUACCUUCAGCUCUGGGCCCUGGGGCGAGCCGCAAAUCCUGGGCUUUUGAGUCAGGCGGGGUACCCUCUACUCUCGGCGAGUGACGUUCCAAUGAAGAGCGCGUUCAGCGAUGAAAUCCACCAACCCCGCCCAAUGACAGAGACAGAGAUCCAGGACGCGAUCACGGAUUUCCGGAUCGCAGCCAAGAAUGCUAUGAUGGCUGGAUUUGACGGCGUCGAGAUUCAUGGAGCCAAUGGAUAUCUUGUCGAUCAGUUCCUUCAAGAUGUUUCCAACCAGCGAACAGACAAGUGGGGUGGAGAUAUCGCGAACCGAUCUAGAUUCGCCGUUGAAGUCACGAGAGCCGUUGUUGCCGAAAUUGGUAACCAGCGCACUGCUAUCCGGUUGAGUCCGUGGAGCAGAUACCAAGGCAUGCGCAUGGCAGAUCCCAUUCCGCAAUUCUCUAACUUGGUCAGUCAAUUGGCUCAAUUUAAGUUGGCCUAUUUACACGCUUGCGAGUCAGAUUCGAAAGACGUGAAUGAUGGAGACUUGAACUGGCUCUUGGAGGCAUAUGGCAAUAGUAGUCCUGUUUUAGUGGCUGGCAACUACAACGGAGACACAGCCCAGACAGCGGUUGAUACGACUUACGCCAAUCAUGAUGUAGUCGUUGCUUUUGGUCGCCCAUACAUUGGAAACCCCGACCUACCCUUCAAGGUGAAGCAGGGUCUGCCCUUCGCAGGAUUUGAUCCGACAACUAUGUAUGGACAGGGAACUGGUGGCUACAUUGAUUAUCCGUUCAGCAAUGAGUUUGCAUCUAUCUCGGUGAAGGCUUAA